AACGUAUUACUGAAAAGUGAUAUUCUGACUAAAGCAGCCGUAUACUAACAUUUUGUUCCUGCUUUUAGUUUAAGUAGUUAGAACAGCGAAGAGAGAGGUUGCAAUCAUUUCCGCCACUGAGCUCAUCUUUCAAGGAAAAUCGAGUGGACCAUGGAUUUGUGUUUCAAACGAAAGCAUUGGAAGACCUGCUACUAUUUAAUUGGCUGCAUUCUUUUAUUCUUGCCAUCCAUUAGUUUUGGGUGGACUGUAAAAAAAUGCAACGUUGCAGAUAGAUCUAUGCUACUUCGUGAUCCCAUGUUUGCCACUCGCUGUUCUUUAUAUAAAAAUGCAACUUCCCUGGCUUUGUGUGGCAAUAUUACAAAUAUAACUGCUGACAUAUCAGAUGUUCCUUCUACAAUUAAUAUCCUCUGUCUUUCUGGCAGCAACACAUUCAUUCCAGGAGGCACCUUUGCUAACUUCAAGAGGAUCAAAUAUUUGUUCAUGAAGAUGCCUUUGGUGAGAAUUUACCCAAAUGCCUUCAAAGGACUGGAAAGUCUAGAAUCUCUCGCAAUCUCAUUUCUCGGGCAUUCAAAGUGCAAUAAUCUCUCUAUACCCACAGAUGCCUUUAGCAAUUUAUACUAUUUGAGAGAUCUCAGCAUAGAAGGAUUUAAACUGGUCAAAAGCAUGCUCAUACAUCUUCCUUUCUCUACAUCCCUCUAUUCACUUUCACUUCCUACAAACUGCAUCACUGACUUGUUUCAUGUGUUUCAUAUCUUCCAAAACCUCAUCUUUAUACAUAACUUAGAUGUGGGUUCUAACAAAAUAGAGCGUGUCAGUCUUCAGCACGAUCUAAAUAUAAGUCUGCCAAACAUAACAGAGCUUGUUUUGGAAAAAAAUCCCUUAAUUCUCAUCCAGCAAAACGCCUUAGCGAGAUUUGGUAUACAUCUUUUAAAUCUUGGUUUUACAAAGUUAAAUUUGGAAGACAUAUUGAACGCUGGAGUAGAGAACUUAAAAAGUUUGAGUCUUACAUCUGCAUGUAGACGUGCAAUUAACAAAACACAUACGUUGUGCUCGAUAGCUCAAAGAUUUCAGCUUAAAUCACUCAGUGCACCAGUCAACCGAUUCUCUGGAAUCUACACAAAAGACUUUUUAGGUUGCUCUUCUCUUGAAUUCCUUAACUUAAACCAUAAUCAUAUACAUAUUGUUGACCCUGACCUACUCUACACAUUACCAAAGUUAAAAGAAUUGCAUUUGUCUUAUAGCCUGCUUCAUAUGAAUCUAUGCCCUUUAUCAUAUCAAGAUAAUUUUACAUCAAGUGUAGAAGCACUGUAUUUCAUUGGCAAUAGAAUCACUGUUUUGAAAAACAAGCAAUUCUUUUGUAUGACUAAGCUUACAGAUUUACUUCUCGCUAGGAAUGGCAUUGAACACAUUGAAGAAUCAGCAUUUUGGGGGCUGAAUGAUUUGCGAGUGUUAGAUCUAAGAAAUAACAGACUUACCUCUUUACAAAUUAGCUCUCUAUCAGGGCUUUCUAAUUUAAUGGAACUCUAUUUACAAAACAAUGUGAUGGAAAGUAUGCAAAGAUACUCUUUAAAAUGGCAAACCAAACUCCGCCUAGUGAAAAUUGGCUUUGUGUCCGUUUCUGUUAGUUUUGAAUUGUUUCCAAACACAGAGACAUUAGACAUCCAAACAACUGGUAAAUAUAUAACUGUGUUUAUGAAUGAAACUGCAGCUUCCUCUCUGAAAUCACUGAGCGUGAAUGGAAGUCAUGUCGAAUUAGAUAUUAAGUGCGGCCAUCAAUUUUUUUCCACUUUAAGAGAAUUGAAAGUAAUUAACAACAAUGGAUUAAUUUCAUGCUCACAUUAUGGUUACCAGCUGGAGCACUUUGAGAAUCUGGAGAAUAUACAGUACCAUUUUAGCGGUGCCCCUUUGACUAGAAAUGUCAAUUUUUCAAAUAUUGCUAAUCUGAGAAGUCUAGAAGUAGAAAACCUUGCAACAGCCCUUGACCCGAAUGUUCCCCCAAAUGAUCUUUUCCAUAAGCUGCACAAACUGGAAGUUCUCAAGCUUUUCAACUGUGGAUUUAAAUACAUGACCACCGCGCUUCUCAAGGACAUGAGAUCCCUGAGAGUUCUUGUAAUGAAGAAUCAAAUGAUUCUAGCAGUCGACCCAGGAUUACAGAAUACACUGAGUCCAUUGGAAUUCAUCUAUUUUAUUGAUGUUACGUUCCAAUGCGAUUGUGAUAAUUCUUGGUUUGUUACCUGGGCACUAGAAGACAAACACACAUUUGUAUCAGGGAUCUGUUCUUUAUUUUGCCUUCAGCUUAAUAAGAAGUUUAACCUGGUGAAUUUCAGUGAAAGUAGCUGCAGACAGGAAAUAGAUUUUAUGCUGUUUGUAAUAACAUUUACUUCACUGCUCCUGUUUAUUGUGCUAACUAUGCUCUGCAAUAUUUUUAAUUCAGAUAUCAUCCAACUUUUUUACGUAUUUCAGAUAUGGUUGAAGAAACUUCGGGGUAAAACAAACAAUCCCAUUGCAUAUGAAUACGAUGCCUUUGUGUCUUACUGCAGCAGGGAUCAAGGCUGGGUGGUAAACUACCUUGUCCCUAAUUUGGAAGAAAAAGGGAGAAAUACUAUAAAACUGUGUUUGCACAAUAGGGAUUUUCUGGUUGGAAAAGAUAUUGUGGAUAACAUAAUGGAUAGUAUCUACAAGAGCAGGAAGACCAUCUGCUUAAUUAGUUACAAUUAUUUGCAGAGUGACUGGUGCUCUUUAGAAAUGAGGAUGGCCACCUAUAAGUUACUUGCAGAGAAAAACGAUGAUCUGAUUUUAGUUUUUUUGGAAAGCAUUUCUGGUUACCAUUUGUCAGCAUAUCACAGAUUGGCAAGGAUCGUGAGAAAGAAAACAUACAUAGAUUGGCCUCAGGAAGAGAAUGAGCAAGCUGAAUUCUGGGAGAGGCUGAGAAUGACAGUUCUGGAAACUAAGGAAGAUUAAGUGAGCUGUAUAGGGAAUUGUAGUCAUAGCACCGGAAUGGACAACGGUUGUACAUCUAUGGCCCAUAUAGCUUUUUUUCUUAUAUUACAGGCCGAGCUAACUGCUCUAUUGUAACCCAUGUCCUGCUGAACAAGAUAGUAAUAUAUAAUUAAUACAGACCUGUACAAUGAUAAAGAUUGAUGUUUACCCUGUUCUGUUUGUUGUCUACUAUUGUCAGAGUGGUCAGACAGCCAGGGUCCACAGAUGUAAAGUCUCUUGUGCCCAUAGGCUUAA
Messenger RNA from Xenopus tropicalis (tropical clawed frog), 3234 nucleotides. It is a transcript of the gene tlr12, whose product is annotated as toll-like receptor 12. Lineage: Eukaryota; Metazoa; Chordata; Amphibia; Anura; Pipidae. The transcript is spliced from 2 exons. Bases 151 to 2961 code for a protein of 936 amino acids. Gene Ontology annotation, biological process: signal transduction. The record is from RefSeq and is a predicted model, not a curated record. Gene Ontology annotation, cellular component: membrane.